Molecule: messenger RNA, 1871 nt
Organism: Branchiostoma floridae (Florida lancelet)
Lineage: Eukaryota; Metazoa; Chordata; Leptocardii; Amphioxiformes; Branchiostomatidae
Product: TLC domain-containing protein 4-A-like
Exons: 5
Coding region: 187-615 (142 amino acids)
Biological process (GO): lipid homeostasis
Cellular component (GO): membrane; endoplasmic reticulum
Source: RefSeq, a predicted model, not a curated record
CAGAGUAAUGUCUGUCCUGAACGCUGUCCUGACGGGUACAGUAGCCAUCGUUGCUCUCAUUUGGGAAGAACUCCCUAAACUGUACAACGGCACACUUUGGGUUGACUCUAGUGUCAUUCACUACACCGCCUCAACUAACGUGGGCUACCUCCUUGUCGACACGGCACUGCUGCUGAGGAACUAGGAAUGACCGAUCCCGGCAUCCUCCUGCACCACCUCAUCAUCGUCGUCUGCAUCCUGGCAAAAAUCCUGCUGGAUUUCGGACCUCCGACAUUCUUCAACGCGAUGCGCAUGGUUCAAGAGGCGUCAAACCCAUUUCUGCACCUCAGGUGGCUCCUUGCAGCGGCGGGGGUGUCUCGAAACUCUCGACUUUACGUCACCAACGGUCUGGUAUUUGCAGCCUCCUUCCUGUUGUCCCGUAUUCUGCCCAUCCCCUACUACUGGACACAGUCUCUUCAACUCAUUACGUCACCGCAGACAUACGUGCGGUUCGGGGCAGUUGGGCUGGGCUUCUGGUUCAUUGCAGACCUUCUGUUCGACGGGAUAAACUGCUUUUGGGCGGUGAAGAUCUGUAGAGGGACGUACAAGUUCAUGAAGACGAGAAAGUUGGAGUAGCUGUUUCAGACAAUCCUGACUUUGCCAGCCCGAACUCUCAGGAAUGACAACAUUGAAUUGCCUUUUAGUAGACAUCCAUGUUCGCAUCACUUUCAUCCGUUUCCGAGAAACAGACGAGGAAGUUGGAGUAGCUGCUGCAGAUUUGUAUACUGUAAAUGCAGAAACUUUCGCGGUGGUUUAAUGUUCGCGGUUUUCGCGGUGGCUGCUUCACCAUUAACGUUAAAACCACCGCCAACAUUUUUCCAUGGUAGUAAGAGAGUACAGUACAUGGUGCUACGUAUACCGCGAACGUAAAACCACCGUGAAAAGUCCUUUUAUCCGGAACCGCGAAAUUAAAUUCCCGCGACCUUAAAUUCAUUCACAGUAUGUCCUAACUUUGGCAGCCCGAACACUCAGGAACGGACAAUGAAUUGCCUUUUAUGAAUGACACCAAAGUGCACAUCAAACGAGUACUAAAGAUUUGGUACUAAAUAGAGAUUGACUAGCCUCUAACAGGCUCCGCGGAUCGCUGGUCAAACAGUGGCCAUCGGACAAAUAGAGGGAAUAGUGUGUUGCGGUCCGUGGGUUGCGUACUGGCACACUAUUCCCUCUAUAUGCUCAAUUUCUACUGUUUGACCAGCGAUCCGCGGAGCCUGUUAGAGGCUAGGGAUAGAUCUCAUCUCGCCAUGGCCAUAAUCACAGUUCAUAACAAAUUAACACACUACCCCUACGGCCUGAAAAAGACUACGGUACUAUAUUUAUCAUAAUCUUUCAUCUCACAAUAUCAUCAUGUAAUGAUCUCCUACAUUCAACCACGACUACGUGAGAGCCAAUUUUGUCUCUCUCACGUGCGUCAGAUACACGUCAUGCAACUUAACUCUAGAUACCCGAAAAAUGCAAGAGGACUCAGAGCCCUGGUGUUGUGUUUGCUACGUAUACACCGGGUAUCAUCCGCGAAAUCCUAACAACAAAGGACAGUUACGUACACCUUCUAAAUGGUGGGUUAUCCUGUGACUAACACCGCGAGAGUUAUCCUGUAGAACGUUCCAUGUCAAAAUAUCACGAAAUAAUACAGUUUUCAGGGGUAUUUAGUUGAAAUAAUGACAGGCACAAGUUGCAGCGAUGAUACAGACUGUAAUUUAAUAGCGUGAUUUGUUCUUAUUCCCUGCAAACAUACUUGGACGAAAAAUAAUUUUCAGAAGAUAUCUGGAUACUAGUAAACGACGGUUUUUAAUUUACCAAUGAAAGAAAUAUAAAGUUUGCAGUUUGCAAUUCUA